GCGACAUUCCCGGAAGAAAGUAAGCAGCUGAUCGCGAUGCUUCACAAGUAAUCAGUGCGAAUGAUACCUAAGGGUGGGUCAAAUUUGCCCUUUCAGCCAACUAGCAUUUGCAUGAACGGCCAGUCGCGUGUGUCCCCCUGUCAGCAGAGCAGGCAUGCCGGGCGGAGUGGAAAGCGGCGAGUUUGUGGGGAGCCUCCCUGCCAUCGCCUCCCUGAACGCCUCCUACUCGCAGGCCUCGCUCACCCACCCGUCGUCCUACUACCUGCCCCCCGCUGAGAAGAAAGCCGUCUCCGACGUGCGGCGCACCUUCUGCCUCUUCGUGACCUUCGACCUGCUCUUCAUCUCCCUGCUCUGGAUCAUCGAGCUGAAUAUCAAGACGAGCAUCAAGGAAAGUCUUGAGGAGGAAGUCGUCAAUUACAACUUCAAGUCGUCUUUCUUUGACAUCUUUCUCCUGGCUGUGUUUAGGUUUCUAUGUCUACAGCUGGGCUACGCAGCUCUGAGACUCAAACAUUGGUGGGUCAUUGCGAUAACCACGUUAGUCACCAGUGCCUUUCUCGUCGUCAAAGUCAUCCUCUCAGAACUGUUCAAUAAGAAUGCCUUUGGCUACGUGCUACCCAUCACCUCCUUCGUGGUGGCCUGGCUGGAGACCUGGUUCCUGGACUUCAAGGUGCUGCCCCAGGAGGCCGAGGACGAGAGGGCGUACCUGACUGCAGUAAAUGCAGCAUGUGAGCGUGCGCCAAUGCUCUACCCCAGAGCCGUCUCCGAUGGCCAGUUCUACUCUCCCCCAGAGUCUCUGGCAGACUCUGAUGAGGAGCUGGACGAGGAGGGCUUGGGGAGGAAAGCUGUCACUACACAGGAGAAGGAGUUUGUGCGGCAGGGCAGGGAGGCCAUGUCUGUGGUGGAACAGAUUCUCUCCCAGGAGGAAAACUGGACCUUUGAGAAAAACAAUGAUAUCGGGGACUCUGUGUACACCCUGGAGAUUCCCUAUCAUGGGAAAACCUUCAUCCUCAAGGCCUUCAUGCAGUGUCCUGCAGAGCUUGUCUAUCAGGAGGUGAUUCUGCAGCCGGAGAAGAUGGUGCAAUGGAACAAAACAAUAUCAGCCUGUCAGAUCUUACAGAGAGUAGACGACAACACUCUGGUGUCCUACGAUGUGUCUGCCGGAGCAGCAGGAGGGGUGGUGUCUCCCAGGGACUUUGUGAAUGUGAGGCGUGUGGAGCGCAAGAAAGACUGCUACAUCUCCGCUGGCAUGGCAACCAAUCAUGACGCCAAACCUCCCCACGCUCGCUUCGUCAGGGGAGAGAAUGGUCCCGGCGGCUUUGUGGUCCUCAAGUCUAGCAGUAAUCCCUCAGUCUGCACUUUCAUCUGGAUCCUGAACACUGACCUGAAGGGUCGUCUGCCGCGGUACCUCAUCCACCAAUCCCUGGCCGCCACCAUGUUCGAAUUCAUGGCCCACCUCCGCCAGCGCAUCUCAAGCAUGCGACCCCCGGUCGCCUCCCCUUCCUCCCACAGAUGACUUUGAGCCACAGAGGGUCCCUGACAAGCACAGCUCCUCUGCAGGCAUGGAGGAGGUACUGCAGCCAGAGAACAAUUGACAGGGAGACUGGAA
Molecule: messenger RNA, 1606 nt
Organism: Engraulis encrasicolus (European anchovy)
Lineage: Eukaryota; Metazoa; Chordata; Actinopteri; Clupeiformes; Engraulidae
Gene: stard3
Product: StAR related lipid transfer domain containing 3
Exons: 16
Coding region: 155-1513 (452 amino acids)
Biological process (GO): cholesterol transport
Cellular component (GO): lysosomal membrane; late endosome; endoplasmic reticulum-endosome membrane contact site
Molecular function (GO): cholesterol binding; cholesterol transfer activity
Source: RefSeq, a predicted model, not a curated record